UUUUUUCUUCUCCAAAUUCUGAGGAAUGUCCCGGCGCUGGUGCAGGCAGGUCCUGCUUGGCGUGGAAGUGGGUAUUGUUGUGGUGGCGCUUGUGGUCGGCACUGCGGGACAGAGCUACGAUGGGAGAGAAGCUGGGUCGUCCUGCUACGGGGGAUUUGACCUGUACUUUGUUUUAGACAAAUCUGGCAGUGUGCAACAUUACUGGAAUGAAAUUUAUUACUUUGUGGACAACCUGGCGUACAAGUUUAUCAGUCCUCAGCUACGGAUGUCUUUUAUCGUCUUUUCGACAGAAGGACGAAUUCUCAUGCCGCUGACGGAAGACAGAGAGCAAAUACGAGCAGGGUUGGAGAAGCUCAGCAUGGUCCAGCCGGGUGGGGACACCUACAUGCACCUCGGUUUGUCCAAGGCCAGUGAGCAAAUUUACUACGGCACAGGGGAUGGCUACCGCACAGCCAGCGUCAUAAUUGCUUUGACGGAUGGCGAAUUGAGGGAAAAUCAAUUUGACCUGGCUCAAAGAGAGGCGAGCAGAGCGCGGCAGUUGGGUGCCACCGUUUACUGCGUGGGAGUGAAAGACUUCAACGAGACCCAGUUGUCAACCAUCGCCGACAGCGAGGACCACGUCUUCCCCGUGACGGACGGUUUUCACACGCUGCAUGUGAUCAUUGACUCGAUCCUGAAAAGGUCGUGCAUUGAGAUUCUGGCCGUCGAGCCCUCGAGCAUCUGCGCAGGAGAAUCGUUCCAGGUGGUGAUCCGGGGAAACGGUUUCUUUCAUGCCCGUGACGUUCAGAAAGUCCUCUGCAGCUUCCGCAUCAAUGACACGGUGACUUUGAUGAAAAGACCUCUGGUGGUGAGAGACACCUACCUGCUGUGCCCAGCUCCUGUUUUGGACAAAGAAGGAACGGCCGCCACGCUUCACGUCAGCAUGAACAACGGCCUGGGGGGGGACAUGUCGAUAUACUGAAUGAUGCAAAUAAGUUUUUUUGGCCAGUCGGAUGGCACCUUUGUGGCCAUCGCUCUCCUCAUCCUGCUGCUCCUGCUCAUCUUUCUUCUGCUCUGGUGGUUCUGGCCUCUGUGCUGCACUGUGGUCAUUCAUGAGUUACCCUCACCGCCGACAGAAGAGGACUUCUCUGACGACGAGGACGAUUUUCACAAGAGAAAAUGGCCCACCGUGGAUGCCUCAUACUACGGAGGCCGAGGAGUCGGAGGCAUUAAAAGGAUGGAGGUCCGUUGGGGUGAUAAGGGCUCCACCGAGGAAGGCGCAAAGCUGGAAAAAGCCAAGAACGCUCGAGUUGUGAUACCUGAGGAGGAACCCGAGCCACCUCCAUCGAGGUCCCGCUACCACGGAAAAAGACCCGUUCAUCCCCAGAAGUGGUAUUCUCCCAUCAAGGGCAAACUGGAUGCUCUCUGGGUUUUCCUGAGAAGAGGAUAUGACAGAGUGUCUGUCAUGCGACCUCAUCCUGGAGACAAGGUGAGACAUUAUGUAAAAAAACCCAAAGAAAUAAAAGUACAAAUAAAACAUUUUCAAUUGGAAUCUCUGUAGCUGAUUUCCCUUAAUUCAUACAAUGUGGCCAAACUGCUGUUGAAGUGACUUGAGGAGCUUCAUGCAGUGCUUUGCCACCAUCUUCCGGAUUCUAUAAGCAAACGUAUUUUGGUGGCAAGGGAGAAGAGUGCAUUAAUCACUCACAGAUUUUUGGGGGAACCCUGUAAAUGGCGUUAAAUUAUAAUUAGGCAAUGUAAUUUAAAUCCAGCCUCAGACUAAAAUUGUUUUUGUUCCACGUCACUAUUUACAUAACAUUUUUUUACACUUGCAUAACAACUAAGAAUGUGAACCAAAAAAAAAGAGUGAAUUCUCCUCAAUCGCCAAUAAAUUAGAUUCAUUUCGCAGUGGGAAAUUUAGUUUGGGGAUCCAAACAAAUCCAACGUGGACAAUGAAACGCGUUCAAAUGAAGAGUGUCAGCUGCAUUCUAUU
Molecule: messenger RNA, 1969 nt
Organism: Hippocampus comes (tiger tail seahorse)
Lineage: Eukaryota; Metazoa; Chordata; Actinopteri; Syngnathiformes; Syngnathidae
Product: anthrax toxin receptor 1-like
Exons: 17
Cellular component (GO): cell surface; plasma membrane
Molecular function (GO): transmembrane signaling receptor activity
Source: RefSeq, a predicted model, not a curated record